AUGGCAGAAGAGAAAAAAUUGCGGUCGAAGCGGUCCAGCUCCAAGUCCAAGCGCACCAGGGACGUCGAGACUGAUGCUGAUGCCGAUGUCAACAUGAAAGAUAUAGAUACGAAGCAAGAAGGGAGUAGCAAGGAAAGCGCUACUGAGAAUGGCAAAUCCAGUGGUGACAAGAAACAGCGCCGGAGCAAGAAACGGAGACUCGGCGAAGAUGAGCAGGAGCAGGAUGGAGAAUCUACGCCUGUGAAUGGGGAGGUAAAUGAGGGAGAGGAGGAGCGUAAGAAAAAGAAGAAGAAGAGGGUUUCUUUUUCAGCGGAGGCGAAGGUGAAGUCUCCGUCUCCGUCACCAAUGGAGGAGGAUAAGGAAGCAGAGGCCGACGAUGAGAAUGCGGAUGCGAGCAAGAAGGAGAAGAAGAAGAAAAAGAAGGAAAAGAGCAAAAAGAAUGCAGAAGGCUCUACGAAUAAUGACUCGACGAGUUCGGGAUCAAAAGAUGGCGAAUCGUCUGUCCUUGCUUAUCUUGAUCAAUACCAUAACGACCGGCCAGCGUGGAAAUUCCAAAAAAUCCGCGAGAUACAACUUUUCAAGCAUAUUCUGUCCCUAAAGCAUGUUCCCGCUGCAUAUGAGGCAGCUCUCCUUUCCUACCUGCAGGGAUUGAGAGGUGACGCGGCUAAGCAACGAUUACGCGAGAUAGCCCAAGCUGCUGUGAAGACGGAUGUCGAGGAGACAAAGGAGACCAAUGUUGACAAUGUUGAAAAGUCGUCUGAUGACCCGGCGCCAUCGCCCACGGUAAAUUAUAGGAAAGCCAUCUACGCUUUGCGAACAAAGUUGACUGAGGGCGAAUUGACCGAGGAUCUGGGUGAUUCUUUUGAGCAGCUGGAUGCAGAGAUGCUCGAAAGGUUCCGAAAGAGGCGACGUGCAGAGAUUGUACUAUUUGCCAUUGACGGAAGGGUCUUCACCAUGUCAAACCUGAAGGCGCCGCCGCAGAAGGGCACGAACGCCCAGAGCCAGUCCGCGAACAAAAAGAAGAAGAACCGAACUGCUUUUGUGGAUAUCUCGAGCAGCAGCGAGAGCGACGGCGAGGACGACGAAAAAGCACAAAACAAUUCGAAGAAGGAACGGCCAGUCCAAAGCCAACCUGCUAAAAAGAAGAAGAAGAGUCGAACCGCCGUCGUGGAGAUUUCAAGCAGCAGCGAGAGUGAGAGCUCCUCUUCCUCCGAUUCAAGCAGCGACAGCGAUUCGGACAACUCAUCGUCAUCUUCAUCAUAA
Aspergillus puulaauensis is the source of this 1263-nucleotide messenger RNA. Its product is annotated as WKF domain-containing protein. The coding region runs from base 1 to 1263 and encodes 420 amino acids. The record is from RefSeq and is a predicted model, not a curated record. The transcript has a single exon. NCBI's taxonomy places the organism in Eukaryota, Fungi, Ascomycota, Eurotiomycetes, Eurotiales, Aspergillaceae.